AUGUUCAAAAGAUCACUAUCGAAUACUACUAAAAAAAUGGUUGCAUCUAAUUUAAUUGAAGCUAAUAGUUUCCAAGUUACUACCUACGCAAGACCCGAAAAUCUAUGUUUUACAAGAGGUAAAAAUGCUAUUCUUUUUGAUGAUAUUAAUAACAAGCAAUAUAUUGAUUUCACUGCAGGUAUUGCUGUAACUGGGUUAGGUCAUAGUAACCCUGAAGUAGCAGAAGUUAUUUCCAAACAAGCCUUAAAGUUAGUUCAUUCAUCAAAUUUAUAUUAUAAUGAAGAGUGUUUGAAAUUAAGUGAAAAAUUGAUAGAAAAAACAAUCCAAUUUGACGGGCAAUCUGAUGCAACAAAAGUUUUCUUAUGUAAUUCUGGUACUGAAGCAAACGAAGCUGCUUUAAAAUUCGCCAAGAAACAUGGUAUUAUUAAGAAUCCUAAAAAGCAAGGUAUUAUUGCGUUCGAAAAUUCUUUCCAUGGCAGAACGAUGGGUGCACUAUCUGCAACUUGGGGUAUAAAAUAUAGAGUACCAUUUGGAGAUUUGGUUCCACAUUUCAAAUUCUUAAAUAUUAAUGACGAAUUAGGUAAAUUACAAGCCUACAUUGAGCAAAAUGCUUCAGAAAUUGCAGGUUUGAUUAUCGAGCCAAUUCAAGGUGAAGGUGGUAUCUUCCCAAUUCCAACUGAAAAAUUAAUCGGUUUGAAAAAAAUAUGUCACGAUAAUGAUAUCAUCGUUAUUUAUGAUGAAAUUCAGUGUGGUUUAGGACGUUCAGGUAAAUUAUGGGCCCAUUCUUACUUACCAAAGGAAGCUCAUCCUGAUAUUUUUACAUCUGCCAAAGCUUUGGGUAAUGGUUUCCCAAUUGGUGCUACAAUUAUCAAUGACAAGGUCAAUAAUGCUCUACAAGUUGGUGACCACGGUACGACAUAUGGUGGUAAUCCACUAGGUUCUGCUGUUAGUAAUUACGUAGUUGAUGUUAUUGCUGAUCAAAAAUUUUUAGAUCACGUUAAUGAAAAGAGUAAAAUUUUUGUUUCAUUCCUAAAAAGUUUGCAAGAGAAAUAUCCAAAUCAAAUUAAAGAUGUUAGGGGUAAAGGUUUAAUAUUAGGUGUUGAAUUUGCUGAAUCACCUGCUUCAAUUGUUGUGAAGGCAAGAGAAUUAGGUUUAUUGAUUAUUACUGCUGGUAAGACUACCGUUAGAUUCGUUCCAGCUUUGACUAUUGAAGAUGAUAUUGCCCAAAAAGGUUUAGAAAUUUUUGAGCAAGCUGUUAAAGAAGUAUUAAAUUAA
Henningerozyma blattae CBS 6284 is the source of this 1275-nucleotide messenger RNA. RefSeq names its product acetylornithine transaminase (gene ARG8). Gene Ontology annotation, molecular function: identical protein binding; transaminase activity; pyridoxal phosphate binding. Gene Ontology annotation, cellular component: mitochondrial matrix. NCBI's taxonomy places the organism in Eukaryota, Fungi, Ascomycota, Saccharomycetes, Saccharomycetales, Saccharomycetaceae. Gene Ontology annotation, biological process: arginine metabolic process. The transcript has a single exon. The record is from RefSeq and is a predicted model, not a curated record. The coding region runs from base 1 to 1275 and encodes 424 amino acids.